Nothoprocta perdicaria is the source of this 2294-nucleotide messenger RNA. RefSeq names its product zinc finger protein 346 (gene ZNF346). The record is from RefSeq and is a predicted model, not a curated record. Gene Ontology annotation, molecular function: zinc ion binding; double-stranded RNA binding. The coding region runs from base 22 to 873 and encodes 283 amino acids. The transcript is spliced from 7 exons. Lineage: Eukaryota; Metazoa; Chordata; Aves; Tinamiformes; Tinamidae.
CGGGCGGGGCCGGCGGCCAAGAUGGCGGACGGGGCGGGUAGCAACGGGGACGCGGCGGCGCUGCCCGUGGGCAAGGAGGCGGUGGAGCGGCUGAUCCGGGAGAACGGGCACAUCUUCACGGACGCGCAGUGCAAGGUGUGCAGCGCGCUGCUCAUCUCCGAGUCCCAGCGGCUCGCGCACUACCAGAGUAAGAAGCAUGCCAACAAAGUCAGGCGGUACUUGUCUAUCCAUGGUGAAGAGGAGCUUGCACAUGGGAAGAAAAUGAAGCUGGAUGCUAAGCAGGACAGCAAGCAGGAGAGCAGCAGUGGGGACGACAGGAACAAGUGCUGCCCCAUCUGUAACAUGACCUUUUCCUCUCCGGCUGUGGCAACCUCUCAUUACUUGGGCAAGACUCACGCCAAGAACAUGAAGCAGCAGUCGCCCAAAGUGGAAGAUGUGAUGUCCUCCCAGAAACAUCCUGCUGCCCUCCCUGCUUCUACCGGGUCCUCUAAUCAAGAGAACAAGGACAUUACUGACCCAGACAAGUUCUGUAGUCUCUGCCACGCCACUUUCAACAACCCCCUCAUGGCAAAACAGCAUUAUGUAGGCAAGAAGCACAGAAAACAAGAGACCAAACACAAGCUGAUGGCACACUAUGGCCGAACCCCCGAUGCAUCCGCGUCGUCCUUCAUGGCUGGGAAGGGCUACCCCUGCAACACAUGUAACAUAGUACUGAACUCCAUAGAGCAGUACCAAGCUCACAUCAGUGGCUUCAAACACAAGAAUCAGAUGCCAGGAGCAGUGCCGCUUGUAGGAGCGUUCCCACCACAGCAGUACGUUCGGGAAGAGUCAACUGCUCCCGGAGGCUACAGUUAUUUCAGCCAAGACUUCUAGAGCAAGUUGCAGCGCUGUUCUGGGAGUUGGUGGUGGCUCAAGAACACGCGUCCUUUGCCAGCCCACAAUGGUUUCAUUAUCCCCCUGGAUAAGCAAAGCCCUGCCCUCCUGUAUGCGCCCAUUGAGCAGAACGGAACGGGGGCUGAACCUUUCAGAGAAAGGAUCCAGCUGGAAAAGACUUGCUAGACAGCAAAUACUUCACUCCCUUAGAGCAGCUUUCGUUGUGCAAUUGCUUCCUGCAAAGGUGGGUGUGGUGUGAGAGGAAGUGUAUCUGGAAGAGGGAGGGCUUGGCAGCAGGCUGGCAAGGCCACCUCCUSCCUCCGCAGAGCACGGAAGGGAUCCUUGCACCUGGAAGGGCAGCAUCCCAGCCUCCAAAGGGCCUUUUGCCAGGGGAGAGCUYCUGGACCCCAGGAAGCGGCGCUUGGCCGUGUGGAGGGGACGCGGUGCCUGGCUUUUGGCAGACCUAAAAUAGGGGAUUGCGGGACGGCGUCUCCUUGCUUCCUCUGGCAGGUUCGUGUGCAGGAUUAUCCUGUUCCAGCCUCUCGUCGUCAGUGUGGCGCCGGUUCUGGAGCUCUGUCGUCUGGGUCUGCUUAACGAGGAGUURCCGUUUCUGUAGCUCAAGCUGCUAGUAGUAGGAGUGGGGGCUGAAAGAGGAGCUGCAGCUCCGGCUCUCCAGGCAGCUCAGCCCUCUGCUCUAAGGAUUUCCCUGCAGAAGGAAGGAAGCGUUUAGCCUGGUUUCCUAUGGAAACAGGUCUGUGUGAUCAUUCACCAUGUGUGUCUUUGUAUCCCUUGUAACUUAAAUCAACUCCAGCCAAAUUUGGCAAUGAUGAGAUCUGUAAGAUCUAACRUUGGAAAGAAAGGUAGAGUGAGAUGAGCGUAUCUCAGACUUCUGUUCUGUCAGGGUCUGCGUCAGAGUGCAGAAUUUUCCAUUUUGCCAUGAAAUACUCCAGGGAAGGAGUGAUUUUAAGGGGAAAAAAAAGGAGGGAGGGAAGUAUAGAUGCAACAAAAAAAAAAAAAUGUUACAACUCAGUUGAAUCAUGAGGUGACCAAAAAACCUCACAAAAUCUUUSAACACCUGCCUUCUUUAGUCCUUUGCUGAUGCUGCUUGGCCAGCCCUACUCCCCAAAGUUCUUGCAGAUUGUUUCACCUGGAGGAAAAAAGAAACAAAGCUGUUCUACAAUUCAAACAUGGAAAUCAAAACUUAAUGGUCUCUUCCCUGUGCUARUGCACUGUAAUUGGUAGGAAAAGCCCCCUGGCUUCCGAGGCUGUUGUGGUGGGGCGAGUCCUUCAAGUGUCCUGCCCUUAGGCCAGGGCGCGCUGGGCCGGCCUUGUGCUCGCAGGCCGGGCUCUCACGGCGGCCUCGGUGCCUCCGCGGAGCUGAGGCUUUGCCGGCCCGUGGCCAACCUGCUGCUUUCCUUCCA